Messenger RNA from Panicum hallii, 864 nucleotides. RefSeq names its product probable phospholipase A2 homolog 2. The coding region runs from base 113 to 610 and encodes 165 amino acids. Gene Ontology annotation, molecular function: calcium ion binding; A2-type glycerophospholipase activity. Gene Ontology annotation, biological process: phospholipid metabolic process; lipid catabolic process; arachidonate secretion. The transcript has 4 exons. The record is from RefSeq and is a predicted model, not a curated record. NCBI's taxonomy places the organism in Eukaryota, Viridiplantae, Streptophyta, Magnoliopsida, Poales, Poaceae.
UCCAUCGCACCAUGGUGUCCAUAAAGCUUCGUUCACUCGAACCUGCUGCAAGCAAACACCCAGGAAUUCAUUAAUUCCUUCUCCGCGCAUCAAUCGCAGGAAGGCAGCGCAAAUGGAAUUCAGCAGCAGCGAGCUCGCCGGCCGUGGUUCCCUGCGACAGCGGCGUAGCGACCGCCGCCGUCUUCUUCCUCCUCGUCUCCUCCUCCUCCUGCUCGCCGUCGCCGGCCACUCGCCCGCCGCCGCCAGCAUCUUCGGCGGCGACGCGGCAUCGGAGUGCAGCCGGACCUGCGAGUCCGAGCACUGCGCAGCGGCGCCGCUGAUGCGCUACGGCAAGUACUGCGGCGUGUCCUACACGGGGUGCCCCGGCGAGGCCCCCUGCGACGCCCUCGACGCCUGCUGCGCGGUCCACGACGCAUGCGUCCAGGCCACCGACAACGACUACCUGAACACGUGGUGCAACCAGAGCCUGCUGGACUGCGUGGCGGCGGCGAGGCUGUCGGCGGCGGCGACGUUCGAGGGAAACCAGUGCAACGUGACGGAGGUCGCCGACGAGAUCACGUCCGUCGUGGAGGCCGCCGUGUACGCCAAGGGCAUCCUCCACAAGCCGUAGCUGCUGUGCUAGUUUACGUGUGUCCACCGCGAGCGGCGAGCCGGGCCGGUGAAGCUGACACAGACAGUUCACAAUUCGGAAAGGAAAGCGGUGGCUGGAGCCGGUGGCCUAGAAAAAAAGGCUGAUGUGUAUACGACCCUGGCCGGCCGACGUGAUCUCCUCUUCUCGUCCCUUUCUUUUUCUUUUUUAUAGUGGAGAUGCACGUGCCACGUAAUUUAAAAACCUAAUAAAUAAGAAUUUAUAUUUAUAGAAUA